AUGUUCGAAUUCUACCCGACUGAACGUCAAUUCAGAGUCAUGCACGAAGAUACGACCACUGAUUGGAAAAGAAUAUCUGCCGGUAUACCACAGAGAAGUGUCCUUGGACCAAUCUCAUACUUACUCUAUAUAACUGACAUUCCAUCCAACAACUAUUCAAUGACAGCCAUGUUUGCCUUUGACACGGCAAUAAUGACAACUGAUGAAGAUCAUCAAACUGCGACUGGUUGGCUUCAAUCAACCUCAUUUCAAACUGGACAGUGA
Cinara cedri is the source of this 264-nucleotide messenger RNA. The record is from the annotation of a GenBank genome assembly. NCBI's taxonomy places the organism in Eukaryota, Metazoa, Arthropoda, Insecta, Hemiptera, Aphididae.